CUGGGCUCCUUUUUUGAAAUCGCGCUUUUUCAUUAACUUAAAAAAUCAUUGGCUAUUGUGUAUUUACAAUUUUUAUUUUUACCAAUUAUCAACUCUCUAAAUUACUAUCCAUACCUCCUUGCUGACUGAUAAUGAGCACUGUUGAUAUAUGCGAGGUUGGCGGUCGUCGAUAUCGAGUGCGCACUGCCCUGAGUGGCGGUAGCUCUGAUGCAUCUAUUGAUUUGCGAAGCAAGAGUCAUAAUGCCAGGAACACAGCAGCAGAUACCGGGAAAUCGCUACGCCAGGACAUACCCGUGCCGCGCCAGCUGCACAAAUACCUUGUAGGCAGCCAGAGUGCAACCCUGCUCAGAUUGCGCCAGGAAUCGCAGGCCAAAAUUACUAUUCCCAAUGAGCGCUCAAAGAGCGACACAGUUCAAGUAGAAGGGCUGCCCGAAGAACUGGCCAAGGCAGAGGAGCUCAUUGUGCAAAUCAUAAAGGAGAACCUGCACAGAAUCCCGUACACGCAUUUUAUCUCGUUGCCUAUUUCGGAUAUCGACGUGCAGAGAAAAGUGAAACUUUUCCAAGCGGAUGUGGCGCGGGAGUUUUUGCGUGAUGUCGACUGCAGGACCUUCACCGACCCUGAGUCACUGCACAUCACUAUCGGUAUGCUACGGUUACUGACACCCAAGGAAAUAGCUGGUGCUGUGGAGCUUCUAAAGUCGCUACAGAAGCAGAUCAGCGAUGAGUUAAGUGCUCGCCCGCUGGUCAUUAAAGUGGGUCAGCCUAAAUGCAUGGAGUCGAACGCGAAAAUGGCCAGGGUCAUCCAUGCCCAGGCAGGGGAUUUUGCAGAUGAUGGUAGACUGCGGCGUCUGUGCGAGUUUGUUCGCGCGGCAUUUGACCAGGCCGGGUACAUCGACGACAAACGCACCCUGAAGAUUCAUAUCACUGUGCUUAAGGCCAAGGAGGCAGCCGAGUGCGCGGACAACGCUGGUUGUGCUGGUAAACGCGCGUGUGGGACGAUUAAUGCCGCGCCGUUGUUGAAAAAAUUCGGCGGUGCGGACUUUGGUAUUUGUCGCGUUGGCCAGAUUCAGAUAGCAAAGCGUUUCCAGCACACCGAUGCUGGUGCUUACGAUAACGAGGGCUUUGUUUUGCUUCCCUGAUUUUUCCUUUUUAAAUUAUAUUGGAUUCGCUUGAUAUAAAUGGAACAAUCCUCUUCCUAGCUCAUGUGCGGACCACCCUUACAAAGGAGAGCUACGCGCUAGUUUUUAAUUUAUGUAUUAAAAUAGGUACAGAUGAUGUAAAUUUUUUCCUUCAAAAGAAGCAAACCACUUUUGAAUUUUCCCUUUCUCGAUUCCUGUUUGAUAACAUUUUAUUGCCGGGCAAUCGCUUGGAUUUCCCCCCUUUUCAAUAAAACUAUGCUAAAGAAAACAUCACGCAAAGGAAUUGAAUCAGGGCAC
Messenger RNA from Kickxella alabastrina, 1436 nucleotides. RefSeq names its product AKAP7 2'5' RNA ligase-like domain-containing protein. The transcript has a single exon. Gene Ontology annotation, molecular function: RNA binding. NCBI's taxonomy places the organism in Eukaryota, Fungi, Kickxellomycota, Kickxellomycetes, Kickxellales, Kickxellaceae. Gene Ontology annotation, biological process: DNA alkylation repair; regulation of DNA-templated transcription. The coding region runs from base 132 to 1139 and encodes 335 amino acids. Gene Ontology annotation, cellular component: nucleus. The record is from RefSeq and is a predicted model, not a curated record.